AUGAAUCCGAGCAAAGACAACUUCACCAAAGAGGAAUCCAUGAACAGAAACCCGAACAUGAAGAGAACAGAGCCAAUGUUCUCGAAUAUCUCCGGAUCGCCACUCUUCACCGCCCUCCCACCGCCUCUUGUUUCCCCCACUCGCUCUCUUCUCCACGCUCUUUGUUUUGCAUCAGGGAUUGUAUUGGAUUUUGCUUAUUUUGAUCUCUCAUCUUUUCUCAUUCUCUCUCAUUUGCGCGCUGAUCGGCCACUUUAUCUCUCAGAUUGGGGUCUGUCAUCGCUGACAGAGUUCAUUAGAACGUUUUUGUCACUGCGCACCUUGCGUCUUCCGAUUGCCUUGCGACACACGUUUGUGGUCACGAUCUGCACGGACAGUUGUCCCCCGAGUUGUCGACUCAUCCGGCUUUAG
Penicillium paradoxum is the source of this 408-nucleotide messenger RNA. RefSeq lists its product as uncharacterized. Lineage: Eukaryota; Fungi; Ascomycota; Eurotiomycetes; Eurotiales; Aspergillaceae. The record is from RefSeq and is a predicted model, not a curated record. Bases 1 to 408 code for a protein of 135 amino acids. The transcript has 2 exons.